Penaeus indicus is the source of this 675-nucleotide messenger RNA. RefSeq names its product ras-related protein Rap-2b-like. The coding region runs from base 1 to 675 and encodes 224 amino acids. Gene Ontology annotation, molecular function: GTPase activity; GTP binding. NCBI's taxonomy places the organism in Eukaryota, Metazoa, Arthropoda, Malacostraca, Decapoda, Penaeidae. The record is from RefSeq and is a predicted model, not a curated record. The transcript is spliced from 4 exons.
AUGCCCAGCGACUGCCGAAAGAUGUGCGAUGCCCCUAAGCUCCAGCUGGAGGGAGGCGUGCCCAGGCGGCGAUACCAGGUCACUCUCAUGGGCCACGCCAGGGUUGGCAAAAGUACGAUCGUGUCGCAGUUCCUCUAUGACAAGAUAAUCACGAACUACAAACCGACGGUGGAGGAACUUCAUCGAGGGGAAUAUGAGAUCGAGGGCGAGACUCUGACCCUCGACCUCCUGGACACGUCAGGGGCGCACCAGUUUCCUGCCAUGAGGGAGCUCGCCAUCAGGCAGUCGGACGCCUUCAUCCUCGUCUUCGCCAUCGACGACCCGUCGUCCUGGGAAACCCUGACAUCCCUAAGGGAGGAGAUCGUGCGUCUGCGUGGGCCGACGGUGCCUCUCGUAGUCGUGGGUAACAAGUUGGACCUGGAGGGCCGCCGGUGCGUGGCGCGGGCGGCGGUGGAGGCACGGGCGUCCCUGGACUGGAACGCCGCCUACACCGAGACUUGUGCCCUGCAACCGGACGACGUCCUUUGCCUCUUCAAGACGGUCCUGCAUCAGGGGCAGGUGCGGUACAAGCUGAGUCCGGCCGUCGAGAGACGAAGGAAGUCGCUACCCACGUACACGCAGAAGCAGAAGCAGGAGAAAUUCUUCUUCAAGAGGCAUUCCUGCAACGUAUCUUAG